AUGCGCCUAUACGCUUCUCGCUUUCGCGCUCUUCUGGUUCUCAUUGUCGCAAUCAGUGCUCACAGAACUGCUGAAGCCUCAACGUGCAAGACUCUGCUCGACUCGACCAGCACAUUCGCUAAGUCCCUGGCUUCUUGGACUGAGACCGACCUCUCUUCGAUCGACUUCCCCACCGUCUUCAAGGAGAUCAAUACUGCGCUCCCUUGGUUCUCCAAGUGUGCAGCAGCCAUCGACCCCAAGGCAAUCUACACGUCCUUGGCCAGUUCCUCGUCCGUUAAGAGCUGCUUUUCUGCGCUCGAGAGCUUCGAUGGGGACCUUGGCACCAACGACGGAUGGUCAAGUAUGUGCACUAUAACUGAAGAUACCAUCAUGCCGUGUGUCAAGUCUGUCAUGACCAACACCAUCAUGGACGCUUUGGACAGCACUGGAGGUUGUUGCGACGACUUCAACAACGAGAUGAAUACUCUGUUUGGUGAUUCUCUCGACGAAUUCGUGAUUAAACUCACUGAACUCAGUGCCAACAUCGCGUGCAGUGAGCGAACGUUCACGAACCUCAAGAGUGUGUCAACUAAAGAAAUGUGUGGCUACUCCAUCUACAACGCCUUCACCUUUAUCCAGUCGGACGAUGAGAUCUCGUCUCUGAUGAACCUGGCCGAAAUCCCCAACGACCAAAUGUGCAAUGCGUUUGCAGGCAAGGCUUUCACCAACACGGACGGUAAAAGUGUCACGAUUGGAUUCGGCACCAACGGAGUCGACACUAUGGGCAUCUGCCUCGAUCCUAUCGAUACCUUCAAUCAGUACAUGAAGUCGUGGGGUAUCUUCUCGGAGACUAUGAAUGCAGAUGGCACAACUGUCUCGCUAUCGGAUCUCUUCACGUCGGGCAAGUCAAUCACUGGUGACGUCUUCUUCUCCUAUGCCACCACGUCGACGAAUCUGCCGUUGAUCGGGCUUCGAGCCACGGACAACGUGAUCAAGGCUCUGGGUGGUGGAGAAGACAACGAGACUGACACUUUCUUGGAGGAUUGGUUUGUCGACACACUCAACGGUAUGAAGGCCGACGCAAAGUCGCUAAAUCUCCACAUCCCAAACAAUGGCGACUGCAGCUACUCUGGCCAGUCAAUCACGGUGCCGUACGAGGAGACCUCCUCUGCGGUUACUGCUACCAGUGCGGCCUCCUCGAUCAAGUUAUCGGGGCUUAUGACGGCCGGUGUGGCGCUGCUUUCGACGGCGUUGCUGAGUGCCAUCCUGUAGAUCUUCUCAGUCUGUAGCAGGAACCUUGACUUUUUAGAACAGCCAACUCAAAUUUCUAGAUCUAAACAUUUAUAAACACAACC
Molecule: messenger RNA, 1334 nt
Organism: Phytophthora nicotianae INRA-310
Lineage: Eukaryota; Oomycota; Peronosporomycetes; Peronosporales; Peronosporaceae
Exons: 1
Coding region: 1-1251 (416 amino acids)
Source: RefSeq, a predicted model, not a curated record